Phyllopteryx taeniolatus (common seadragon) is the source of this 4846-nucleotide messenger RNA. Its product is annotated as ataxin-7-like protein 2. The coding region runs from base 210 to 1772 and encodes 520 amino acids. Lineage: Eukaryota; Metazoa; Chordata; Actinopteri; Syngnathiformes; Syngnathidae. The record is from RefSeq and is a predicted model, not a curated record. The transcript is spliced from 10 exons.
UUCACAUCCUGUCGUUUGCAAGUGGUUUUGGUGUUCAAAGGCUAUUGCAUUCUUUUAUUAAAUCAGAACUGUGAGGCAGAUGUGCUAAGCAGUCGUGCACCGUGCCGCCACUACUACUACUACUACUACUACUAUUACUACUACUACUGCAUUUCGCGGGCACUGUGUUAUGACGUCACUAUUGUGCGCAGGUCAUAGUGACCACAACAAUGGCCGCGGUUGACGGCCGACGUCUUAAUCUCGAGGAUUUUGUCGGACUAAAUUGGAGUUGCUGGGUGGACGGAGUGAAUAUUUUGACAUCGGACGCUGGGACGUGUCCACAAGGAGCCAGCAAGUAUGGGAGGAGGUGCCGUGAGAGCAUGAGCCUCUGGAAAGAAGACAUGCACAUCUAUGGCGAGUUUCCCUCCCGUGACAACUUCUACUUGGUGGUGUGCAGCCACUGUGGCCAAGUGGUGAAGCCACAAGCCUUUGAGAGACACUGCGAGAGGCGACACAGCCUUCUCCCCAAGACGUGCACACAGUGGCGUUGCUUGGCCCCUCAGCCGCGACCUCGCCCCGGCUGCCCUGUCAACCUUUUCCCCUCCACGGAGGAUGUUGGACAUCUGGCAGAAUUGACUUUCAGCUCCAAUGUGGCCUCCCCUUGCCAGCAAUACAAGCCUGUCAACGGCCAAAAGGAAGAUGGGAGUCUGUCUUCAGCAGUGAACCUGCCCAUUCCUCACCAGUCUGCUUCCAUACUUCAGAGCGGGGGUCCUCCGUCUCAGCCCCCAGGCCUCGGUUGUUCCUCUUCGUCCACUAUCUCACCCUCAAAGAGAGCCCCUACGCUUGCAGCCGAGCGCUCAAGUGACUCUCCUGCUCCACCUCUGCAGGGAACAAUAACCCACAGCCGGAUUUGCAGAAAUGCUGAAAAGCAAGAUUGGGACCUGAAGAAUCAAAGCUGUGCACCAGAUUCACAAGGACAGAAAACACCCAGCAAACGAGUAUGCAAUACUGAAGGUGCCUCGGUGGCCUUGAUGCGGCAUGCUGCAGGUCGACAUGUGGAGCAGCAUCAUUUGGACAAACAGAAAAUAGCAAAUGUGAAAAACUGCCACAUUCUCAGGGCUACAUCACAAAGGUUUCCAGAAGACGAGGCAGAUGGCACAGUCAGCGUGGAGGUCCAAACCCCGUACCCCUUCAACCAGGGCCUCCUCUCCAGCGAGGAGAACGAGGAUAACGAGGGAGAGGACGCCAUUGACCUGCCUGCAACAUCUUGGCACCCCAAACCUCUUGGUCUAUGCACUUUUGGAUGCCGCACGCUUGGAUGCAGCCUCUUCACCUUCGACAGACGCCUGCACCACCUGCGCUUUGCCCUCGCUGCCAUGUUGGAGCGUCAUGUUAGCUCCCACCUGUGGAAGAAGAUACCUCAAGCGUCAUCAACUCUCAGGUCACCUCAUGUCGCAGGUUCUUCUGUCCAGAUUGGUCGCGCACGCUCCCGCAGCCUCGCUGCCUCUACCUCACACCUGGAAAGCACACCUCAGGGUACCAAAGUGCCACGACCAACCAAAGGUCACGCCUCCGGUGGGAAAAAGUCGCACCAUCCUCUUAGCUCAAGCUCCAACCGCAGGCCUCUUGGACAAAAGCGAAAAUGCGACGGUGACUCGCAGCCUCUCAAGUGUCAACGUUUGAGCCCCUUUCCUUCCUCUUGGACGGGAGAUGGCGUCAGAAAUUUGCUGUCAUGUGCUCCUGGCAAUGGAAAGAGGUCUAAAAGAGCACAAAAGACGAUGGAAAAAAGAUGAAGCGGGGAUUAGCGAUCAAGACUGGCCCCCAGUAGCAAAAAUUCAUCAGUAGUGGACCCCCCCCAAAGAAUUUUUUUUACAAUUGACUAUAUUGAUAGUUUAAACCCUAAAUAUACCCUAAACUAUGAUGCCAAAACACUUGAAUAUAAUUUCAAACUAAUCUUACAACAUUGACUAUAUGAAGAAAUGGUUUGCAACAAUUCUCACACUUACUAAGUCGAAAGUUAAAGUUGCUGACCACGAGUGACGGCUAACGACCACUAGUGACCACUAACAGCAGCAAAAUGGCGCUAACAACCACUAGUGAACGCUAACGACAACUAAUGACAGCUGACGACAGCCAACGACUGCUUACAAGUAACAACAGGUAGUGAUCGCCAGUGAGUAGAAUACGAGGAUGCUAGGACACAAGCACACUAAGGCGCAAGUAGGCUAUGUCUACAGCUUGAAAAUGCAUCUUCCCUUUGGAUCGUCCGCUGGUGCGGCCGCUUUACAGCGCCUCGUUGUUGCGGCAAGGGAAAGCACCAAGGUGAGAUAUAUUCCAGCCACCGGAGGCUUUUACAGUGUUACACCACUAUUCACGGAGGAUAGGGAUCGGGCCGGGCAGCGAAUAGCGAAAAUCUGCAGAUAAUUGACGGCCGUUAUAAUUGCAUUUAACAAAUUUUAAAUGUUUUAAAAAAACAACACUGACAGCAAAACCUAAAAUCCAGGAUUAGGUGUAUCCGUGGGUGUCAUAGUAUGAGUAUGCAGUGGGUAGAGUAGCCAAAUAUGGUACUCAAGUCAGAGUACUGUUACUUUUGAAUAAUAUGACUCAAGUAAAAGUAAAAAUUACUCCUCCAAAUAUUUCCUUGAGUGAGAGUAAGAAAGUACUCAGUGAAAAAAAACUACUCAAGUAAAGAGUAACUGGUGAGUCCAAGAUGAAGUAAAAAAAUAGAUUGCGCAUGCAAUCAUGGAUAAUAAAAGUAGCGAGCGGCAAGUCGAUCAUUUUAGUGGAGUAAAAGUAUUGGUUCUUCUUAACAUCAGUAAAAAGUAUGGGGUAUUCAAACUACUCUGACAAGUACAUCCAUCCAUCCAUCCAUUUUCUGAACUGCUAAUCCUCACUAAGGGUUGUGGGUGUGCUGUAGCCUAUCCCUGCCGACUCUGGGCGAGAGGCUGGGUGCACCCUGAACUGGUCGCCAGCCAGUCGCAGGGCACACAUACACAAACAACCAUUCGUACUCACAUUCACACCUAUGGACAAUUUAAAGUCUUCAAUCAACCUUCCAUGCAUUAUUUUUGGAAUGUGGAGGAAACCCAGUACCCGGAGAAAACCCAUGCAGAUACAGGGAGAAUUCCACACAGGCUCUGACAAUACAAUUUAUCCAAAAUGUUACUUGAGUAAAUGUAACAGAGUAAACGUAGCGCGUUACUACCCACCUCUGGUGGUGGUCCACUGUAUAUAUUUUUGCAUCUCAUAAGUAUGUAGUUGUAUGUAUGUAGGCAUAAGAAAGAUGCCAGACGAAAGCUGGCAGGUAUAUUGGCUAAUAGUGAUAUUUGAUGUGAGGCGUGGUUUCAGCGUACUGAGCGGACACGCUCAGUGUUUGAGAGCAGAGGCAAGUACUAGAUUUUUCUUUAUUUUUAAGCCUCAUUUUAAAUACUUUGUGAUUUAUUUAUUUAUUUUUUAAUCAUUCAAAUUUGGCAGAGUUGUGACCAACACUUCUCUGUGGUGUGUCAAAUUGAGAAGACAUUUUCACUCUACCAAGACUUAAAAUCAAUCAAGGUCUUCUUCUUGUCCUUUCGGCUUGUCCUGUUAGGGGUCGCCACAGCGUGUCAUCCUUUUCCAUGUGAGCCUAUCUCCUGCAUCCUCCUCUCGAACACCAACUGCCCUCAUGUCUUCCCUCACGACAUCCAUCAACCUUCUCUUUGGUCUUCCUCUAGCUCUCUUGCCUGGCAGCUCCAUCCUCAUCAUCCUUCUACCAAUAUACUCACUAUUUCUCCUCUGGACGUGUCCAAACCAUUGAAGUCUGCCCUCUCUAAUUUUGUCUCCAAAACAUCGAACCUUGGCUGUCCCUCUGAUGAGCUCAUUUCUAAUUUUAUCCAACCUGGUCACUCCGAGAGCAAACCUCAACAUCUUCAUUUCCGACUUAAAAUCAAUCAAGGUGACUGACUAAAAUCAUUUAAGACGACUCACUAAUUCAAGGCUCUCAUCUAUAUUUGCUGCAAGCGGCUAUGCCUCGUCAUCAAGUCAAAAACACUUGAUUAGAGACUAGUCCCCAUAACUUAAUUGUGGUGUAUUAUAGUUGACUAGUCCGUACAACCCGUAACAAGUACACAAGUGAAAAGUCCACUGAGACACAAGAAGGCGCAGAUACAAGUCUAGUAGGACAUAAGCCACGAGGACACAAGUACACAAAGUAGUUACCCCUGUUCGUAUACAGUACAGGGGCCAAAGGUCAUUAAAUUAACAAACGGGCUCGGCUUGACUUCUAUUUAUGUCUCAGCGGAUGUACAUAAAAAUACCUCAUCAUCAACAUGCUAAUGAAAUACAAAUUUUAUUUACUUUGUUUUUUCUGUCCGAAAAUAAAGGCUACAAGCUAAAGAUCCUCACAAGAGUACAGCUUUCCUUUUAUGAAAUCAAAUAUUAUUGCUGGGGGGGACUAAAUGCUGUUCAUGUCAUUUCAUGGUGUUUUGCGAUUGGUUGGUUCGUUCACAACAGCGAUACAAAGGCCCUGUGAGAGGAUUUCUCUCGAUUUCUGACACUAAUUCAUAUCACUCUGUCGUCAUCUUUCUUGUCUUACUUGGAUGUACCACCACCGCUUUUCACCUACCAUGGGCCGUUUUCCCUCGACAUUGCGCCUCCUUCUUCUGAGACACUUGUGUAGAGCAGGCUUGAAUACUCAACCAGUUGAGUGUGUGUGUGACCACGUUUCUUGCUUUUAGAAACCAACACAAAUGGAGGGUUAAAGUGACAGCACUAAUCUAGUCCUCAGGGUAUCACAACUGGUUUGUGUAACUGAAUUAAUGCAGAUCAAAUACUCUUUUCUCUUCAUCUGUAACCUUUAAAACAUCUUCAAAUAAAGCCACCGCAAAGAUGA